Chelmon rostratus (copperband butterflyfish) is the source of this 2490-nucleotide messenger RNA. It is a transcript of the gene tnfrsf1b, whose product is annotated as tumor necrosis factor receptor superfamily, member 1B. Gene Ontology annotation, molecular function: tumor necrosis factor binding; tumor necrosis factor receptor activity. The coding region runs from base 706 to 2229 and encodes 507 amino acids. The transcript is spliced from 9 exons. Gene Ontology annotation, biological process: regulation of T cell cytokine production; regulation of T cell proliferation; positive regulation of oligodendrocyte differentiation. The record is from RefSeq and is a predicted model, not a curated record. Lineage: Eukaryota; Metazoa; Chordata; Actinopteri; Chaetodontiformes; Chaetodontidae.
AUUUUGUCUUUUAAAUGUGUUCCUAACUCCGACUCUGUCACCUGUCACGGAGCCAACAAGAGAAGAAUUUCUAAUUUCUUUUCAAAGAUUUCUUAAACGUUUCUGUAUCAAUACCUGAUAGGAGCGUGACAAAGUUAUAUUACAGUACAAAGUCAUACUGUACAGAAAGAACACAUAGCUGCGGUGCGGUGAGCCUGUAUGAAUAUUUGGUUUCGGUUUCUUGGCAUCUGAUGCAGUUUGAGACUGAAUGUCCUGUUGUUAAAGAGACCCGGUCAUGAAAUGAUGCAGCAACCCUUUCGACUGCCUUCCAGUAUCACUGUGCAAUUCCGUUAAAGAGGCAGAGUUCAUUUAGGCAUGCAGCCAGAAGGAAAAGGAAAAACAGAAUGUUCUCUUUGAUAAACUGCCAGUGAAUAAUAACACAAAGCGCCACAGAGGUUUAUCUUUAUUGCCACAUCUUGUGUUACUGGUGGUCACACCACAAAAGAAGUCUGCGCUCCUGAAUUGAAUUCUUCUCUGGUGCCGCCUCUGUUUCCUGUAAUACGAGAAAUACACUGCUGCUGUCAGCACAUUCUACCUUGUGCUUUACAUUAGAUGGCACUGUGGUGAGAGACUUUCAAUUCACAGCAUACGUGUGUCAGCAAAUGUGUGUCAGCGAAUCUUCAGCACACCAGUGCUGUAGUUACAGCAGCUGCAUUUGUUAACUUUAUGAGAGAGGUUGUAACUGAGUUACUGCAUGCAUGCAUGCAUGUGUUCACUGACCUGAAGAUUCUGGAGGGCCCUGUGAAGAGGAGAGCAAUUGUACAGGUCUGCUCUCUGCCCUAUCAGACAGACUCAGAUGGAAACUGCAACUCAUCAACAGAGUACCUGUUAGAUGGUUCCAACCUGUGCUGCAAGAAAUGCCUCCCCGGACACCGACUGAAACAAACAUGCUCCGAAACUACUGAGGCUGUGUGUGAACAAUGCCCAGCAGGCCAGUACAUGGAGGGCACGAAUUACUCUCCUAACUGCUUCUCGUGUAACAAAUGCAAAUCAGUCAAAGGUCUGAGGGAAGUCCAGAACUGCUCCCCUACCACAAGGUCCAAGUGUGGGUGCCAGUCUGGGAUGUACUGCAUCAUGGGAUUUGAUGACCCGUUCUGUUCAGAAUGCAGCAAGUACAAGCAAUGCAGAGUUGGUUAUGGAGUGUCGGUGCCAGGGACGGCUGACUCAGAUGUGAAGUGUGAACGGUGCCCCGAUGGGACGUUCUCCGAUUCAGUCUCCUCCAUGGACCGCUGUCGGCCUCAUACAAACUGUCAUGGGAGGGUUGUUGUUAAAAAAGGCGACGCUACCUCGGACACCGAGUGUGAAUCCGAGGUUCUUACAUCCAGCACAUGGCUUCAAAACUCAACAGAAUGGCCUCACAUUGAGAUUUUGCUCACAACUGCGAGUACAGUGAUGAGCACAGUCUCAGCAACCUCAGACUCCAAGACGCCACGUGGAGUGACAGACUCAACACCGACUUUCAACUCUCUUUCAGAGGCAACAACCAAAAACCCACCACACAGCACAGUAUCCGAUGGCAAACUGGCUGCAAUCAUCAUCAGUUGUAUUGGAGUUCCUUUCAUUGCCAUCAUUGUGCUGUUCUGUUGGAGAACAGUGAAGAAAGAUGCUGCCAGAUUUCAUCCUAAAGUAGAUGCAAAUGGAAAUUGUGAGACUGGCGAUAAAAUCAGUCAGAGUUAUUUGGGGGCAGUCCAGCAGACUUCAUUCACAGUAACCUCACCAGAACAACAGUGUCUGCUGGAGAAAGCGGAAGCCAACAGUGACCAGAGUGGUUGUGACAAUAUUGAAACUUUGACCCGAACAGACGACUGCAGCAGCUACAAUUCCAUCGGCCCUUUGCAAUCCACCAUAGCUCGUGAAGGUCCACACUCUGAUCUGUCGGAGCCCAUGACUUUACUUUCCAACACAGAGCCUGUUGCUCCCCAGACCAGCAUCCCCACACAGUGCUCCUCUCAGCCCACCAGCCCACAGAUCAUCAGCCCCGUGACCACCAGUCCACACGUCAACGUCAACAUCACUUUCCACAUAGGAAAUGGGUCUGGCGGGACACCGUCUGCCAUACCCUCAGACUUUAUGCAUGUAAACUCUAAACCCCACUUUGUAGAGGAAGAGGAGUCCUUUAGCAUCCCACAGCAAGAAGCUGGCAAGCAAUCACUGAUGUCAGUGCAGGAAAGCUCAACUUACAGUGCAUGAAGAGUCACAUACAGGAAAGACUAUUCUGUUUCCAUAUCAAAGUCAUCAACUGCCACUUUGUGUGUUUAUAUGUGUAUAUAUAUAUAUAUAUAUAUAGUAUGCUCUAAAUAAAGAUGUGAAUAUUGUCUUUCCUUCAGUGAUGUAGAGCAAGUACAAGUAGUUGCAAAUUAAAAAUAGAAAUUAUGAUGUGGUCUACAGUCAUCAUAAGGUGACAAGCGUUACAAUCAAGUCUUUCAUGUUAUUACAAGAGUAUUAAUUAUU